Messenger RNA from Lingula anatina, 1978 nucleotides. RefSeq names its product UDP-D-glucose 4,6-dehydratase-like. Lineage: Eukaryota; Metazoa; Brachiopoda; Lingulata; Lingulida; Lingulidae. The record is from RefSeq and is a predicted model, not a curated record. Gene Ontology annotation, biological process: nucleotide-sugar metabolic process. Gene Ontology annotation, molecular function: dTDP-glucose 4,6-dehydratase activity; oxidoreductase activity.
GUCGACAUUUCUAAAAUAUUGAGUAAUAAGUAAGCAAAACCACCACUUGGAAAAAUAAGCUAGAUAUGCCGGCCACGGUGAAAGUGCACCUGUUUGGAAAAACUGGAUGGAUUGGCAGCCAGUUGCUGAGACUGAUGGUGGAAAAGCCCUAUGAGGUCACGUGUUCAGACUCCCGGAUGGAAGAGCGAGAACAAGUAGAACGAGAACUGGAUGCCGUUCAACCCAAAUACGUCAUCAUAGCAGCAGGCUUGACCGGGCGCCCCAACGUUGACUGGUGCGACAGUAAUCAGCAGGAGACUAUCCGAGCAAACGUCAUCGGUCUGUUAACGGUAGUUGACCUUUGCGCCACCAGGGGGAUCCACGUGACUUACUUCGGCACCGGGUGCAUUUACGAAUACGAUGAGAACCACCCCAUCGGUGGAAGGGGGUUCACUGAAGAAGACGCUCCCAAUUUUACCGGGUCGUUUUACUCAAAGACAAAGGGAAUGGUAGAGAGUUUGCUACACUCUUACUCCAAUGUCCUUACCCUUCGUGUGCGCAUGCCCAUUUCCGACGAUCUCCACCCGAGGAACUUCAUCACGAAAAUAACCAAUUACCCGAAGAUCUGCGACGUUCCGAAUGCAGUGAGCGUACUUCACGAUCUACUUCCGCUCACUUUCGUGAUGAUGGAGAAAGGACUGACAGGUGUCUACAACUUUGUCAACCCUGGUGUCAUCAGUCACUCAGAAAUCCUGGCGCUGUACAAAAGCCUCAUUGACCCUAACCAUACCUACCAGCUCGUCAAUAAGGAAGUCCUCAAGACCCUGAUAAAGGCCGGUCGGUCAGACAACUGCCUUGAUACAACCAAACUGGAGUCGGCCCUGCCCGAGUGCCAAAUCCCGCACAUUAGCGUUUCCAUCCAAGACGUCUUCACCAGAAUGAAGAAGAACGUCCGGAAAAACAUACUGCUGACAGGCGGCGCUGGCUUCAUUGGGUCGCACGUGGCUAACUUCCUUGUGGAGCGGUACAGCUUUUACCACGUGGUUGUUGUGGAUAAGAUCACGUAUUGCUCCAAUGAGAAGAACCUUGAUCCCUCUGCGAACAAACCCAAUUUUGUUUUCAUCAAAGCCGAUAUCUCCGAUGCCGAGAAGAUGAAAGAGAUUUUCGAGACCUACCAGAUCGACACAGUGAUGCAUUUUGCAGCGGAGACCCUGGUUGACAACUCGUUCAAUAAUUCCAACGCCUUUACCAAUUCUAACGUCAUUGGAACUCACACGUUGCUCCACUGCGCCAGACAUUUUGGCGUGGAGCUCUUCCUUCACGUCAGCACGGAUGAGGUGUAUGGCGAAGUGAAAGACGGAAUUCCACGCAAGGAGACCGCCACCCUUACCCCGACCAACCCGUACUCGGCGUCCAAGGCGGCGGCUGAGAUGUUGGUCCAGUCUUACCAUCACUCCUUCCACGUCCCCGUCAUCAUCACGCGCAGCAACAACGUGUACGGGCCGGCGCAGUACCCAGAAAAGGUCAUUCCAUCGUUUCUUGGAAACAUCAGAGCAGGCAAAACGUGUCCAAUCUACGGCCACGGCCAACAUUUGCGCAACUUCCUCUACGUGGGAGACGCCGUUGAAGCGUUUGACCUCCUUCUCCAUAAGGGUAUCAUUGGACAAACGUACAACAUCGGCGUUAACAACGAGCAUACUGUGAUGUCCAUCGCCAAGCAACUGCACGAGAUCUUGGGAAAGCCAAUGAAUAUCGAACACGUCAAGGAUCGUCCCUAUAACGACACACGCUACGUCAUUGAUUCCACAAAGCUCCAUUUACUGGGUUGGAAACCCAAGACAAGCUGGAAAGAAGGUCUGAAGAAAACUAUAGAAUGGUACCUAAAACACGGUGAAUAUUAUUGGGGAUAACUGUCCUAGGUUAUCUUGUGGUAGUGGGUUAUUAUCAAAGACCCAACUACCAUGACUAUGGAUAAAUUUGAAGAAGACCACGCAUAUCA